Bacillus rossius redtenbacheri is the source of this 14626-nucleotide messenger RNA. RefSeq names its product TBC1 domain family member whacked (gene wkd). The transcript has 9 exons. Bases 239 to 1333 code for a protein of 364 amino acids. Lineage: Eukaryota; Metazoa; Arthropoda; Insecta; Phasmatodea; Bacillidae. The record is from RefSeq and is a predicted model, not a curated record.
UAGGUUAAAUGAUUGUGUACAAAUUUUUAAGUGUCAUAUUUUUACAGUGAAAAUUGAUGUGUUGCUUUAAAUAUUUUUUGUUAUUUUUAGUGCUGCCAUUCAAUGCUGUUUUUAUGAGUUAACCUACGGUAGUUGAAAAUUUGAAAGUUUUAUUUAAGGGCCCCGCCUACCUCGUCACACACACGUUGAGCAGAGCUUCAAAAGAAACCACAGCAUUUGAAAAAGCUGUGAUGUCACCAUGGCAUCCAGCGACGCUCAAGAUCUUCCGGUGGAUGACGACUCUGAGUCGGACAGCAAUACUGUUCACAACGGCUCUGUAAUAUCGACAGUACCUGAUCGCCAUGGUUUCCUGGGUGGAACUCAGUAUUCAACGGAUGCAAAGCAGUCCAUUUCACCAAAUGUUAUGCUUCGUAGAGAACAAAAAUGGUUGCAUAUGUUCAAACACUGGGAACAAUUUAUGGAAAAAAAUUAUAAGUUGGUGCGUGACAGGUGUAGGAAAGGAAUUCCAUCAUCAGUGCGUCCCAGAGCUUGGCUGUUUCUUUGCGGGGGAAAAGUGGUUUUGGACAAAAGUAACAAUAUGUUCUACAAUUUGAAACAGCAGAAGGGUGAUGCUCGGUGGAUUGAUGAUAUAAAGAAAGAUCUUCAUCGUCAGUUUCCAUAUCAUGAGAUGUUUGUAGAUCAAGAAGGAAAUGGGCAGAAAGACUUGUUUGAAGUGCUGAAGGCGUACUCGAUCCGGAACAAGUCUGUUGGAUACAGCCAAGCUCAAGCGCCAAUCGCUGCGUUCCUUCUGAUGCACAUGCCUGCGGAGCAAGCCUUCUGGUGCCUCGUGUCAAUCUGUGAUAAUUACUUGGUGGGCUAUUACAGUCCAGGCAUGGAAACUCUUCAACUUGAUGGAGAUAUUCUAUUUGGUUUACUGAAGAAGGUAGCUCCAAAUGUUUACAAGCAUUUGAAAAAACAAAAGGUUGAUCCAAUAUUGUACAUGACUGAAUGGUUUUUGUGUGUUUUUACGAGGACACUACCCUGGGACUCAAUUCUGCGCGUGUGGGAUAUGUUUCUGUGCGAAGGAGUAAAAAUCAUUUUCAAAGUAGCUCUUAUACUGCUGAAAUUCAGUCUGGGGCAGACAGGAGUAAUGAAGAAAUGCCCUACGAUGUAUGAAACACUGGAAGUGCUUCGUAAUCCCCCUCAAGAAAUAAUGGAAGAAAGAUUUCUUGUUACCCAAAUUUUACGUGUUAAUUUAACAGAAGAAGACUUUGCUCGUGAACACAAGCGUCAGUUAGUAAAACGGCAGGCAGCAACUGCCCUCAGUGCAAAGAAGAAUAGGCAACAGAAGUGACUUGGCAGAAUUCUGCAAAUUUGGAAAAAUAUUUCUAAACAAGUGGUAUUAGACUGUUAUAUUUUUAAGGCAUUCUACAUAACUAUUUAUUUCAGAAAAGAAAUAAAUAUUCUAGGUAGUUUCUAUUUUCAUUCCAUUUUUAAAAAUGGUCGUAUUGUAAAAUAAUGAAGAAGUGAUGCAAUCCAACGUUUUUAUACAGUUAUGAAAAAUACACAGAAAAGUUCAGAGUUAAUACCUAAGUUUGUAAAUUUAAUUUAUUAUUAUAUUACGUUAAAAUAAAUAUAAGUUUUUAGAAAGUAAAUAUAUUAAAAAUGCCUAAAACUUGAUUAAUUUGAAUAAAUCACGUUGUUAAAAGUCUCAAAAAUAGUACAUGUGGAUACUAUUUUUUUUCUGAGGUAUAAGCAUCUUUUGAAGAUAAAACUUUCCUAUUGUACCACUGCUGAAUGUAUUCAAAACCAGCAGUAAUUGCUUAUUUUCAAACAUUGUUUCUCUAUAUUUUUUAAAAUUUUAUAGUGUAUUUUAUUUAAAUUUAAAAACCAUUAUGUUAUUUAAAGCCAUUUCAAGAAAUAAUAAUGGUUCUACCAAUUUUAUGUUUAUUUUUUGCAUAGGUUAAUUAAAAUAUACAACUGUAGUUUGAAAAAAAAAUUAUAAUACAGUUUUUUUUAGAGGUCUCUAGAUGGUGUAUGGAAUGUCACAUUUUUUUUCACUUACAAUCACUUAUGUAUAAAAUUAUCAGAUUUCUAAAUCAGAAAAAAAUUAAAAACUGAUAUUUACUAUAGAAAUAUAUUACUAUUUAGAUCUUUCUUUACCUUAUAGUGGUUUUUGAGAAUUUUAUUAAAAAUUGAAUCUCUCACCAAGAUUAAUACUUUUUUUUUUAUAAGGUUUUAGUUUAAAUUUGAACCAGUAGGGUGACUAAGCAGUCAAAUCAAAAUUUUGCAAAAGCCAUUACAAUUCGAGAUUGUAUCUAGGGUCUUAAAGAAGUAGUUUUACCCCAUUAACAUUUUUUUAGACAUUAAAGAGGAAAAUUUUGCGUUCUUCUAUUGCAAAAUAAAUUGUUUUCCAUCACUAUUUAAACUUCCUGCAUUUAUAUUUACUGGAAAUAUUUGGUACGAAUAUCUCUGUUAAAAGUGCUUAGUAAUUAAUGCUCAAGGUAUUUUAAAUUUUUCUUCAGAACAGUUGGCAGGCCAAGGAUUUUUAUUUAAAUUCAAUAUUUUUUUCUACAAUGCCAUUGACAAACUUUAUGUUUUCCUUCCCUAGGGAAUACCUUCUCUUUUUUACAGAUAACAUUUGAAAGUAUGAUAUUAUUUUCUAUGAAGUUAAAUAAAAGGUUGAUAGUAAAAGUAAUGAUAACAUACUGUUUAAUGGACAUCUUGUUUCGGUACAUAAUCGUGGGAAGCAGCUGAUACUGUACACACAAGGCUCAGAAGAUAAUAUGCUAGCAUGGGAAAGAUAGUGUGUAUGUUUUAUCUGCAUGCAUGGGAAUGUAUUUAGAAUUGUUAGAGGACUGUGUUUACAUGUCUGAAUUAUCCAGAAGUUUCACAGAUUUGUAUUUCAAUGUGAAUACUGGUUAUUAUUCAGGAAUACAGGUAAAUAGAAAUCAGUGCGCUGGUAAAAAGCAUGCUUACCUGCCUAAUAUGUCUGACAUGGACAGAUGUUAGCUCCAGUUACAAUUUAAAUUGGCCUCUAUAGUAUAAUACAUGUUCAUUAUUAAAGGGCAGUACAACAUAGAACAACUCUUCUUUUAAGUCAUGUUGGUCCUCAUUUAGCUAUGAAAAAAUACACUACUGUAUUUAUUCCUUCUUAAAUCAGUUGCCAAAACUAUGCAAAAUAAAUAUGCUGAAAAUUUAUGAGAUCUUUAUAUGGGCCCAUACCCCAUGCAGUUAUAGGCCUUUAGAGCCAAUAAAGGUUUUUACUAUGGUUUCUUAUGAAGGAUUUACAGAUGAAUUUUAUUUUUGGUAACAAAACUUGUUCAAAUUACUCAAGUGUUCCAUCACAGUGCAUUAUUCUGAUUCAAUGAAGAGCAACAAUCCUUUCUGACAAGUAGUAAAAGGACUUCACCCAUUAAAAUUUUUAUAUUUAAUAUAUCUAUACGUAGGUACACUGUGUGAUUUUUUUCAUAUUAAUAAAUUGCUUAUGAAGAAAUUUUUGAGCAAUGAGUGAAAUUUACAACUGAAAUUUUACCUUUUGCAUUGAAUUUUUUGUUACAUAUCAUAUUUAUAAAUGUAACAAAUUUCAUAACUAAUUUUUUUUUUGUUUAUACCAUUGAGUGUGUUAGGCUUGGUUAAUUCCAUUUCUAGUGUUAAAAUUUUACUGAUGCAUGAUUGUAUGCAAUGUCGCGGGGCAAUUCUUCCAUUAGCAGUCUUUUCCAAUUACAAGUUUUUGUGAUGGAAAAUCAAGAUUUUGACUUUAUCAUGUUACAGCUAGUAGAAAAAAUUGAAAAUUUCUAAAUCACUCACCUUCAUUCACUAAAAAAAUUAGACGUUAUCAAAAUGCUGCUGCCCUUGAUGCAGUUACAGUUACAAUGGGUUUUACGAUAAAAGUUGUAUUUGCGUGAUUUACACCAGUACAAGUUUUUUUUUUUGUUAUUUUAAGCUAUAGAAAAAUAUAGAAAACUUACUGCAGUUUUUAGUAAAAAAAAUUGGUUUUAAUUUGGCUCUGUUGAAAUUAAUUUUUGUGUAACUUGUGAUUAAAGUAAAUGAGGCAUUCAGUACACCAGCUUGAAACAUUCCGCAAAACAGUGACAAGCAAAGUGUCUUGUAAAUCAGUUAGAAACAUUUAAACAUGUUAAGUAUCUGUGGGAAGAUAAAAAUUAUAAUUUUUUAUUUUGUGUUAUUUUGGUACAUUAAGGUAUGUUAAGAGAGAGAUUCAGUAAGCUAAGGCCAUAUACUUUACAAUAACAUAUAUUUUUACCAUUUGCAAAAUAUUUUCUAUGUAUUCAGUGCUAUUAAUUGUCUGUAAGGUACUGAAUGAAUCCUUGGGUUUUUUUGGUGGAGUGAUUCAUUCUGAGAAGUUUUGCAGUCAGGGUUGACAGAAUAUAAAUGAAAUCUAAGCGUGGUAACGCAUGGCCUUAGUUUACUUACAUGUGUUUUUUUUAUUACAAGUAAUUUGUACCUUCUUGUUUAAAAAAAUAUCUUUCACUCUUCAAUGAAGCUGAGAGAACUGAGGACAGUAAGCAUAAAUAGGACCAUGUUUAUAAUAUGUGCCAAAUGUUUGUUAAACUAUAUUUUAGAAUAUAAGAAGUGUUAUAAUGUGGAAUAUUAUUAUUUUUAUUUACACUUAAGCUUUUACGAAACACAUACUAGUUUAGUGUAAGCAUUGAUAACAUCUGAUGCCUCAUUUCAUGGUGUAGUUUUCAUUUCUUCUUGGAUACUUCUUGUGAAUAGCCAGAGUAUUAACGGACUCUGAUGUCUGCUUGCGAGCCAGUGUUGUUGUUUUUUUUUAAUGAAAUUUAAAUAAUGCUCUACACUCAGGUAGGUCAAUAAAUCUCAAGGCUUCAAAUUUAAUUUAUGUUCAUUUUUUAGUUACUUAUUUUUAUUGUAUUUUUCAGCCUCUUAGAGCCAGUUUUACCACCACUAUCUGAAACUGAAAGUUAGCCAGCUUGAAAAUUAGGCUACCAUUCUGCCACACAGAUAAGAGUUAUUACCUCUGUUUUGAAACCUUCUUGUUUUGCAUAGGCAGGAACAGGUUUGAUUGUACAUAUGUUGACAAUGAAAACUACUUAAGUUAUUUACUUCUUUGCCACCAUUAAAAUUGUUUAUCCUAAAACUAUUUAACAAAGUAAUGAUUGUAGUUUUCAUGUAUCGAUAAGUAUGAUCAGCCUGGAGUCUAGUUUUAAAUCCCCAGCCAUCUCCACGGAAAAUGGUCUUAGCAUGACAAGAGCAGGCUAGGCAAAAUGAUUCUGCUGUGGUUUACCAUCGCCUUUCAUAGUACAGAGGUAAAGGGACAUCACAACUUCCAGUCUUGAACCCGUGAAGUAAAGUUGCCGCAGGUCACAAAUCUCUGACCCAACCAGGAAUCAAUGCAGGACCUUUAACUCAUCCAUCAGAAUCUCUUAACUAUGGAGCCAACAGGUUGAUUGGUGUUCGUAUACUCAGUGUACUAUUUUAUAUUUAGCGAUGUGGAUAUUUUUAUUUUAACUAUAAAGAAAAUAGGUGCUUAAAAUAUUAUGCACCAAAGUAAUGGUGUAAUAUUUGUUAAUAAAACUGCUUAUCAUGCUGUAUAUUUGAAAUGCAUUUAAAUAUAAAAAUAAAAAUGUUAUAAGUUAAUAAACUUUAUUCAUCUCUGAAUCUUAAAGUGUAAAAUAAUUUUUGCUUCAUGUUUGCUCAACAAAUAACCCGCAAAUGCUCGCGUCCCAAAAUGCAUGCAUGAAAUAAUAAUGUAUUAUGGUUUCAUGACAGGAAAAAAAAAAGUUCUUGUCACUUGUUUAUGUAAUAGGUACAUUAAAAUUCAGAUAAAAAUAGUGGCACUUCAUGACUAAUCCAAUAUAUAAUACAGUACUAAACCUUACACAUUCCUUCAGAAAUUUUUUUUUUGUAUUUUUCCUUGCUGCACUUUGUCAGCAGCUCUACGGUUUACAUUAAUGUAACAUAUAGCAGCACAUGUCAUUUUUUAAAAUUAAAAUGGUUUUGAAAAAUGGCUUUGCUUGUCUCAUUCAGAUCACAUAAAAAAUGUUAUUACAUGGUAUUUAGAUAUAGUCCUAUUAGAAUUUUCUUGGAAUCCUCAUUAAAGGUGUAAUAUACCUGAUAUUGUAGAAUAUUCACACUUCCUUUAUGGUUUCCAAAAUGUGAUGGCCUCCCCCGCCUCUUUUUUUUAUUAACUUCCAGUCGCGCUCCUAACAGUUGGAUAAUGCAUGAUGCACAUAGGCAGUGAGAUAAAGUAGCCAUUACAACAUUAGAUAAGGUGGUGGAAUGAGGGUAAUUCUUACCAGGAGAUAAAACUUAAAGAACAAAACCAAGGCCUGGUUUUAGACCCUCAUCAAUUAUACAUAGUUGUCACUGAAUAUUAACACUUUAAAAUGUUUGGUUCUUGCAGAUAUAAGUUUCAAUUUUUUUUUUUGCAAUUAUUUUAAUGUAAGCCUUUGUUUUCAUGUCUUUUAAUUUUAUUUUUCACAUACACAGAAGUAUAUUUUUUUUUGUGUUUUGAGACUUUUAAAGCUUGUUAUGAUUGAUGAAGAAUUAAAUUAUAUUUGAUUGCUUACUCUUCAUAUGUAUGAGUCUGUACCUCAUCAAAAUAAGGUGCUGUUUAAACUUAUUAGUAUUUACAUAAUUUUUUUUGCAGAACAUUGUUGGUCAUGUUAAGCUAAAUAAAAUAUAUCACAGUAAAAUUAUGACAUGACAAAGAGUAAUGAAGGUUGCAAUGGAAAAAUAGGUUUAGAACAUUUUUGUGAACACACAACAUUGCUAGUUUACACUGUAAGAAUGGACACAGAAAAAAUAAAUACAGAAAAACACAGGAAACAUGCCAAACUCAGCUGAUGUCAAAUGUUAAAUGUACAGUCAGCACACAGAAUUCCGUGUGCUGUCCAUACAUACACUAAGAGACAAUUACUGGCGGUGUGACGUAGCAAUAUGGCGAAAGCUGGAACUUGGCCGAGUAUGGGCUGAAAAGUACUUACAAUGUCCAGUUCCCGUUUUACGGUAGGAAGGAAGGGCUUCGCCCUAAUAACAUUACAUAUAAAACUGCAGUAAAAGGCUGGAGGCAAUGACGAUUACUUACGAUUGAACUGCGACCACGCGGUAGUGAACGUGAUACGUGGACAGUCCCCGAAGGACACACAUGAUGCCAUAGCUGGCCGAGUUGGGGAAAGCUGAAGGAAAGUGAUUGAACGGAUUGAUGGUGAUCAGAAUUCAUGUGGAAAAUGAAACAGUUGAUGCAGUGUCCCACGUCGUAACAUGCAGAUGAAUUGGGGACAUAUGAUGAACUACAGGUGUCGCUAACAGUAAAGCCAGAAUGUGAACAAAUUUUUAACAAGAGAAGGCCUGGGUCAUUAAUUUUUGGGAGAUACAUAGUGCCGAAAUAAACAGAAAAUGCCGUUUUCCAAGUGGAAAACUACUUUGGUAACUGUAUUGAAGUAUUGAGUAUGUGCAGUUGUGUGGGGAAUAUAAAAGCGCGGUUAGUAGUGUUGCAAUGACUGAGGUACAUCUAACAGAUAUAAUUUUCAAAUGGAUGUUAAGUAUUAUCUGUCACACAUUUGACGUUUAGUGUUGAAAACUAAUGGCAUGACUUGUAAAGUCUAAGAUUGUAAGACAUAAUUAAUUCAUAUUGCUGGCGAGACAAUUGAAAGGGAUGGUGCUUUUUGCUGUCCAUGAGCCAUAACAACAUAACUAAGCUGCAAAAUAAUGUAAUAUUCUGAAGUGAUGUGAGAAAUGAAACACCUUUAGCCAUGAUAACGUUUGUUUAUGCAACAUGCUAUUAACUGGGGCUUCCUAUUUGACGUCGGCCGAGGCUUCGCCCUGAGCCUGGACAGGCUCCGCUCCCUCCCGGCAUUUCACCGCGAACGGGUGUUUGUUUUGAAUUGCGCGCCAGGACCUCCCUCAUGAGGGCGCUGUAGAAGCAGUGCGACGGCCCCUAAUUAUGUAGCUAAUGAAUUAUUGUAACCUUUUAUUUUUAGCCCCAGUGUUUUUAUGUUCAAGCCAACGUGCUCUUUUAUACUUAAUUUAAUAAUAUAUUCUAGUUUUACAGACGUUGCGCGGACGAAUCCGCACGGACCGGAACUUGACCUCAGUUGUGAUUCUUUUAAGUCUCACUUUAAAUAAUUACAGAAGUGUUAAUGGUUUUUAAUUAAGAGUAUGUAUUGUGUUUUGUAAUUAAAUGAUGUGUUUUUUAAUUAUCUUCACUUUCGCCGGGGCACGGGAUCAUUAAUUAACGUAACGGUUUUUGUACGGCGGAAGUGCGCCAUUGCGAGGGUAGCGUCGCCAGUUCCUCUUCAAGAGCCAUCGAGAGUAGACGCGUCAGCACCCCGGGGGUCGCAAUCUUUGUGCAUCUGAUCAAGUAUUUCUGUUUUAUAAUUUGUUCCUAAAUAAUUUCAAUCUCUAGCCCUCGGGGCCGCUCUCGGUCGGUGGGACGUUUAAUUAAAUAUUUAUAUAACUCGUUACGAACUUCUUUGUCGCAGUCCACAGGAGACUCAUGGCGCAUGGCCACAUGGUUGGUCCACGCUUUACCUAAGUUGAUCCGUGCCCAGGCCUUUUACUGUUUUAAUGGAGAACGUGUAGGGAGGCGUGAGUUAUGUUAUUAAACCUAAAUUUUAACUGAGUCGUGAGUUAUAUUUUACGUAACGAGAAUCCAACCUUUGUACGAAUGUGGCGUGCCCGACGCCUAGAGCGGGCCAGGUUUAGUGUAGAUCGACACAAGCGAAUCAAUAGGGCUGGUAACUCGUCCCACAUGGGUCACGUCACGCCCUGAGAGAGAGGAUCGGCCGGUGUCCACGUGCCCAUUUCACGUGGUGGCGGCCAUAUAAACAUCUUUCCCCGUGAAGCAGUGGAGAAGAUAGCCCUCAUAUUGAUAGCUUAUGCUUGUGCAUGAAUACUGAUGGAUGUCUUGUGUGCAUAUUUGUAUAAAUAUGUAUAGUGGUUAUGCAUGUUAACACAUACUAUGGACACUUAGUGUGUAUAAGUAGAUCUUUAAUCAUUCUUGCCCAUAAUAAUGAUUUCAUUCCUCAAAGUUAUAGUUUUACACACAUUAUUGUUAUUAAUUUUGAAUAUUUUUGUUUUUUAAAAAUAAAUUUUAUCACUCGGAUAUGUUAUCUAUUUCUUAAAAGGAUCAUAAUAAAGAUUAGUUAUUUGUCAUAAAUAUUAAUGUUUUUUAUAUAAAUACAGCUCUAAAGUGUCUCGAAUGCAACCAAACUUAAUUUUUUUUUCACUAAUACAUUUUUUAUUGAAAUUAUCAUAAUUAUAGUUAUUUGAUCUGCUUACUUAUAUUUAAGUAUUUAUUUUGAUAGUCAUUCUUAAUAUAUACUUUUAAAAUUAGUUUUUAUUAUAAUGGUCAAACCCAAAUGGUUAGUAAGUAAUUUUGUACUUUGUAAUUUUUUGAGUUUCAUUGAAUACAAAAUAUAAAACAUUGAUUGGUUAGAUACAUUUUCAUUUUGAACAUAAAAUUGGGUCAAGUAUCCAUUUUUCUACAUGUCCUGCCAACUCCAAAAUGGCGUAGGUGUCGUUAGUGGCAGGUUACGAUAAAGGUCUUGGUUAGAUUCCCGGGUAGGGCAAGUUUGUUGAAUAUUUCAGCAUUUUGGCUUAUAAUUAAUCAGCUUUAAAGCUGUUACCUGUUUAAUCGGCCUAAGAAAUUGUUUUUAUAAUAAAAUAGGUUCUGAUUGUCAUGCUGUCAAAUGUUACAGUACAAAUUUUACAUGUAAUAAUUUUAGCUGCCAGAAAUAAAGAAAGAUAAAAAUUAAUAUUUUAAUUAGGUACUAAAUAAAUAUCUUAACUCUUUGUAUGAUUAAAUUUAAAAAAAAUAUAUUAUUUUAAGUCUAUUAUUUAUCAUAUGAAAACAAUUCUGCAAAUGUUGGUUUGGUACUUGCAGAACCAUUAAAACUUGUAUCUUAAAUAGUUAGAAGUGUAUAGUUUCCUGUCCUUGAUAAGGUCACAUUGCUUGGUGACACGCCAACUGUUCAUCACAGAUACAAUCCAGAGCUGUAGUGGAUGGAGCCAUUUUAUUUUUCACGUGUGGUACACAUGCUGGCCCUCGCACCAAGACCAGUUGUUCUCCGAAACAUGAACCUUCAUAAUACUAUAUGAAGUCCAGUACAUAUCCAUAGCACCUGGUAAGAGUGGAAGCCUGAUAACUUGCUAUAUUACACCAUAUUUAAUCACAAAUAAAUAUGCAUACAAAUUAGACAUUUUCAUCAUACCAACUAAUUUUCUGCAGGAAGGUUACACUUAAAGUUAAGAGAGCAAACACUGUUUUGUAUCUAGUAGAAUAGUUAGUAUCUUCAUGAAUUAAAGUAUUUUGAAUUGACAUUUUAGGUUAACAAAAUGGUCAUGUGACCAUAUUGUGGCCAAAUAUUCAAUGGUUUCAUAUUUUGAUUAGUGUUGUCAGAAUCAAUGUUUGCAAAAUUAUAAAAAAACUUUAUUUUUGCUAUGAUAAUUAUUCCUGUAUUGAUGCUGCAUGCUUCACAAACCAGUUUAUCACAAUAAUAAAUGUGUAUUAUUGUUGACAACUCUUUCUGUACAAUCUUUGUUAAAUUCAAUUAUAUAUAUAUAUUUUUUUCUUAUUAACCUAUUACUACUCCAACAAUUAGUGUUUAGUAUUCAAGAGUGAUGAUACGUAGGAAUACAUGUUCCAUUUACUGUACGAGAUUUGUGUUUCCAGUUGAGGCUGGAUGCAGGUGAGAGCACUUUCCCCCUCUCCCUCCGUAAAAUAUACACUGGAUAAAAUUACUUCUGAAAAUAAGUUUUUGGGCUAUUUUUUAAUUUGAAUUCUAAUGAAAGAUGGAUGAACAACUACUAAUAACUCAGUUUUACUGGGGUUGAGGUAUUCUAGACUCACUGUGGUUCUCCCCCCUAUCCUUAACCCCCAAAAUGCAUGAAGUGCUUUACUUGCUGAGCAGGAAAGCUGCGAACAAGUACUUCUAUUAUAAACUUGUGUGUUGCAAACCGGCAACUGAAGCAAAUGUGAACCCUGCCCUCGAUCCAGCUGUGGUAACAAGUGAAUACUGCCAGAUAAUUGCAUACACAUUUACUUUCUGCAUACCCAAAUGCUUCAUUUCUUAGUGUAUCGGGAGGUAAAAGGAAAAAAAAAAAACAUUCUUGGUUUAUUGUAUAGACAUCCAUCACAACCAAAUUUUCCCUUCAGAUAAUGGCAAAAUCACACCAAAAAUACCUCAGUAAAACUUGCAAACCUGUUUGAAAUACUGUCAAAACCAAGUUAUGUGUUUCCUACAUACCUACUUAGGUAUAUUUAUAUUGAUAUACUCGUGUUUCAGCAUCUUCUUACUGUAUUGAUAUUUGGGAUCUUCUUUUAAUAAGUAAAUUACACCAAUUAACACAAUUUUACAAGGUAUUUUGAGAGUAAUAACAUACUUGGAAUUUAGAGCAAAUACGCUCCAACUUUCUCAAACCCGCAACUAAAUAUUUGACAGUAAUUCCACUUCAAAAUUGAAAAUAUCAUGAAACACCCAAAUUUAUCAUUUUGUUAGGGAUUCCAUUCUAUGUACACAAAUAUUCUUACCUGAACUAAAGGUAACUGUAUCAUCUUUUUUACAUAAUUCUAAUGUUAUAUUUGAUCUAUGGAACAGUAUAAAUCUCUGGCAUAAGCUUCCAAAAAAAAAAAAAAAAAAGAAUUUUAACAAAACUAAUUUAAAAAUAGUUGCAAAACUGUUUAUUAACUCAGAUAAUCGCUUCACUGACAACACUUCCAUGAUACUUGUUGCAUGAUUUAUUGAAUUAAUACAUUUGACAAAAACUACGUUAUGUUUAGCAUGACUCUAAAAAGGAACUGAGAACAUGAAGAUGUAACUAACUAGUAUAUGUAUACUUUGUAACUUGUUAACUAUUCAGUCUUUGUUAACUAUUAAAUUGUGGUUUAAGGUACCUAAAACUACAGUUAUUUGUAUUUUAACUUUAACCCAUUAUAAGGUGCUUUUUGUCAUUUAACCCAUUUUAAGGUGUUUUUUGUCAAUCAGUUUAAUAGUUGAUUUUUAUGAUUUUAGUUAAACUAUUCUGUGUUCUUUUUAUUAUUUUUUUUACUAUGUGUUGCGGAGUCUUAAGUAAUCACAAAAAAAUUGAGAGUUGUAUUUAAGCCACAGUUUUAAUUAUUAUUGAUAUUGUGUGUGUUGUUGCAGAACUUACAAAAUGUUGUGCAUGAAAGUAUUCCAAGUUUUAAGUUUUGUUAAUUGGGAGCAAUUCAUGCCAGCUUGUCUGAGCUAACACAACUGAACAGGUGGUUUGAAUUACGUGUGUUUACCAGUGGCUAUUUCUUAAAAUAAAUGCAGUUUCUACUAGUUUAUAUAUACUUGAGAAAUUAGAUUUAAAUAUUAUAUCAGUACUAUAUUUAAAUUAUUUUCUAACAUUCAAAAAUAUCAAGAUACACACUCGAUGUAGAAGUCACUAGAUAUGUAGAUAUCUACAUGGAUUCACUUGCUCUUGUAGUGGCAUAUACCAUAAUAAUGUCACUUUACAAACCGUGCAGAAAACAUUUCCAAUGAACCAGAAACAAACUAAAAUUUUAGAUUAAAAAUGCACAUAGUGCUUCUAAAUGCCCCAGGAGUGCUGCCUGCCGGAGUAUGGCUGACUCUAAUCUGGAAGUGGAAAAAAUUAUUUCCAGAUAUCACUCUCUUCCUCGAUGCACGAAUCGAAAACCCCAAAUAAAUUUUCAUGCAACCACAAAUUAGCCAUUUUGAUAUUGACAUUUUUAUAGGAGGAUACUCUACCCUGGGGGGGGGGGGGUUUAGGCCCCUCCAUUCUGAUUGCAAUUUACAAUGGGUUAAAUAAUGUUUUCUGGUAAAAAAAAAUGGGAAUGAAUAUUAUAUAGUUUUUGUGCUUGGGCACAGUAAUAUUUACAUAUAUAUAAGGUUUUUAUUGAUUUUAUCGAGAACUAGCUUUAGUACACAUAUUUAUAAAUAAUUGAGAGUUUGCUUCGAAAUUAUAUUGCUAAAAUAGGAAAAGCAACAGAAAAUACUUACUUGAACGAGUAAAGAAAAAUUUGCCCUGUGCCAUGUGUUGUAACCACUGUGGUCAACGCACACUGAGUGAAGUAAGUAGUUUGCUAUGUUCUGUGAGCGACCUGUACUAAGCAAGUGCACACAGAGUGAUUUUUUCCACACAGUAUCCAAGAGUCUGUGCAGGUUUUGAGUAUGAAUAGAAUUUUAAACAAUUUAAGAAUAAUAAAAUUUAUUUUAUAUUAAUUCAGAAGAUUAAAAGAGCAAACAAGAAUUGUGUUAUUGAGUAAACUAUAAAAUAUAUUAAGAAUAUAAUUUAUAUAGAUUAGGUAGUUUAUCACAAUGUGAAUGAAACCACAUAUUUUUGCAUAUGUCAGAUGUAAAUAAUUUACACGUGCUACUAGGAUUCAUAGAAGGAGUAUUUUUGUUUGCCAACCUAUAUCAUAAGUAAUAUUUUAUAUGUGAAAAUAUUCUAAUUUUAAGCAUUGAAAUAAUUUGCUUUUAAGUUUGCCCUUUUCUCAGCUAAUGUUCUAGUUGAUUGUGUGGCAGCGAACUGCACUCGCAAAGAAGUCUCACGUGACACUUGAACUUUAAUAGUUUUAGGAGCGCAUGCAGGGGAGUCUAAUGACAAAUAAUAUAAUCAAACAAGCUGGAAAUGAAUAGAUAAAACUGUUCCAUAUCAUGAAGAAUUGUAUAUUUUGUAGGAUGGCAUAGCAUGGUUUUAUUCGAUUGGCUCCCUUACAUGUUCUUUAUAAGAGCAGCAUAUUGUUGGACUGGUUAGUGUUUCUUGAAGUAUUUUUAUGACCAUUUUUCAUCUACUGUUAAGACUUUUGUAUCAGCCACUGUAAAAAGUGGACAAAUAUUACAAACAAAUUAAGUUUUAUGUUUAAAAUGUUUUAAAACUAUAAAAAUAAUAAAAUUGAAUAUAACUAGCAUAUAUACAAGUAUUUUUAUCAUUAUUUAUAUAUCAAGUUUCCAUGCUAAUUAUAAUGUAUGAAUUAAUUAAUGGUAUUAUUAUAUUAUUAAAAUUCCACUAUCCACAACAUACAAAAUUAUUUUUGGCAACAUUGAAAAUUAUAAAAUAGAAUAGAAGCUGCAUCCACUGUGAGAGAAAAUUAUCACAAGUUGAGCAAACAUCUUUGAGCACUGUUAUGAGACAUAAAGCUGUUCUUAUGGCUACAUUGCAGUGUCUCUGAUUAGCUGUAUCAAAUAGAUUAAAUGUGAAAGAAUCACUUUUAUUUUCAAGUUUCAAUUUUCUAAGAACUAGAACUAGAACUAAACAAAACUAGAACAAAAAUAGGAUUUUCCCUCCCCCCCCCCCCCCCUCCUUUUCCCGGGUGCCGCAAGCACUUCCCUUAUCACGGGUGCCGCAAGCACUUCCCUUAUCACGGGUGCCGCAAGCACUUCCCUUAUCAUGGGUGCCGCAAGCACUUCCCUUAACACGGGUGCCGCAAGCACUUCCCUUAUCACGGGUGCCGCAAUCACUUCCCUUAUCACGGGUGCCGCAAUCACUUCCCCUAUCACGGGUGCCGCAAUCACUUCCCCUAUCACGGGUGCCGCAAUCACUUCCCCUAUAACGGGUGCCGCAAUCACUUCCCCUAUCACGGGUGCCGCAAGCACUUUCCUUAUCACGGGUGCCGCAAGCACUUUCCUUAUCACGGGUUCUGCAAACACUUCCCUUAUCAUGGGUGUAUUGCAAGCAC